Molecule: messenger RNA, 486 nt
Organism: Penicillium psychrosexuale
Lineage: Eukaryota; Fungi; Ascomycota; Eurotiomycetes; Eurotiales; Aspergillaceae
Product: 2-oxoglutarate and iron-dependent oxygenase domain-containing protein
Exons: 1
Coding region: 1-486 (161 amino acids)
Source: RefSeq, a predicted model, not a curated record
AUGGCUCAUUCUAUCUCCAGGGCUGCCAACAUAACUUACAUCCCCACUGUCGCCACUGAUCUGAGCCCAAAAAUGACAUCCAACUUCAAAUCAAUCCCAGUCAUCGACCUAUCCCUCGCCAACUCGCCCUUAACCCGGCCUAAGCUUCUCCAAGAACUCCACCACGCCCUCACAUGCAUUGGUUUUCUGUAUAUCACGAAUCACGAUGUUCCACAAGACGUAAUUUCAGACCUGAAAGAUGCCCUCCCUAAACUUUUUGCCCUCGAUCCGGCGGAAAAGGAAGAAGUGGCUUUACACAACUCCCCUCACUUUUUGGGAUACAGCCAAGUAGGUUCAGAAACAACAGCUGGAGUCGCAGAUAAACGCGAACAGUUCGAGUUUGCAACCGAGCUGCCAGACCUAUGGCGCGCGGGUCUUCCUCUUUAUGAAAGGUUGAAAGGACCGAACCAGGUACAACCUCCUUUACUCGGCUCAUCAGUCAUCUAG